Molecule: messenger RNA, 1200 nt
Organism: Anisakis simplex (herring worm)
Lineage: Eukaryota; Metazoa; Nematoda; Chromadorea; Rhabditida; Anisakidae
Source: the annotation of a GenBank genome assembly
AUGGGGAUAGAUGAAAGUGAUGAUGAUUUGAUGCAUCCGGAGGAAAGAGCUACUCCAAGAAUAUCAUCUCAAACAAAUAUACUUCAACGUCUCUGCGCCGUUUGUCCGUCAAAAAUUCUAACCGAGAAAUUUGAAGCAAUCAGGAUGCUUCUGAGGCAGUCGUUUGACGCGGAGAGUCUUGAUGAUAUAUCGCUUUCUGUAAGUCUGAAAAGCUUUAACUCAACCAGAAACGAUCAAACAGUGGACGUUAACGGCGAGUUCAGUGCUCGGUCAAACCCAGACACCCUUUUCGGAGCAUUUCCGAUGGUAUUUCCGCAACGAGUUGAGCAACGAAUGGCCGAAAUACUGAUUGGUGACUUCACACUCAAUUCUCUCUUGUACCAUAUUCACCAGAAGCAGAAGCUGUCGCUGAAAAUUCGGCCGCAUACGAUCCGAAACGGCAAGCAGUUCUUACGAACAACCUGUGUGCAGGAUGACGGCUUCCAUAGGAAGGUACCAAGUUCAGCAUCUAACUUUGGAACCUCUUCAGAGAAACACAUUAUCUUAGAUUUCUUUCAAAUGGAUAACGUUGAUCGUCCAUUCGCCGAAGAUAAAUUCACCGAUAAUGGUGAUUGCAUUGGUUUACUGAUGCCUAAAGUUGGCCAUAAUCACCCGAAUAAAUACUUGAAUGUUCACAUGCAUAGCGCUCGUGCACCAUCUGUGAUCUUCAAAAGGUCAGGUGAGAACCAUCAUUCAAGAGAACAUUGGAUCUGGAACGUCGUUGUCGACAUUAUUUUAGCCGUGGAUUUCUUUAUUGAUGAUUCGGAAACAUUCAUUGGAUCGUUGAAAAUCACCACACUGACUAAACUUGUGUUUUCGAUCAGGCAGAGCAAUCUUUUCGGGAAAGCAUUCCUGAAUGUUCUCGAGCUGAACGAUACCGACAACAGUUUAGGUAUUCCGGAAGAAAAUCUUAACAAUUUAAGGAAAUUUGGGAAGCGAAUGGUACUAAAGCCUGUGAGCGAUCAUUCCCCAGUUUAUGCUCCUGAUAAUCUAAUGGUGUUGCAGGCGUUGAACGAGCAACUAAGCCAGGGCAUCCCAAUGAAGCUGCCACAAGUUGGACUUCCCAUUGAACUGAUACAGCCGCAAAUUGAUUUCUUAGAUCAUGCGUUGCAUAUUUCAACUGAUUUUAUCAUUUCAACUGAUGUUCUGAAAAGUUUAUAG